AUCAAACACAAAGCUGCCAUGAGUACUUUAAAUGCAAGUUUUGUCCAGAAUAUGCCCAUUGUUCGUCCUGAAUACUUUUUCAUCAUUGGACUUUCAGGUAUACCUUAUAGCAGUUAUUACUAUAUUUUUUUAUUUAUCACAUAUUUUAUUGCUGUGAUUGGGAACUCUAUAGUGCUUCUCAUUAUUGCUCUUGAACGAAGCCUGCACAGUCCAAAGUACAUCGGUGUGUUUAAUUUGGCCUUGGCUGAUAUUGGUGAAACUAAUGCAGUGAUUCCUAACAUGAUGAAGACUUUUUUUUCUGACUCACAGUUCAUCUCUUACAAUGCUUGUCUGGCAAACAUGUUUUUUGUGAACUUCUUUAUUACUGUGCAAAGUGUCACUCUUGUCGUUCUGGCAUUUGAUCGUUUCAUUGCAAUUUGCCUGCCAUUAAGAUAUCAUGCCCUACUAAAUAAUACUGUAAUGUCUUUAGUGUUUUUAGUAGUAUGGGCAUUCAACACUUCUCUGGUGGCCCUGGCAGCAUCUUUGAUGACCAGACUUUCAUUCUGCAAAACUAAUGUGGUACAGAGUUAUUAUUGUGACUAUGGACCAGUAUUGAGGUUGGCAUGCAAUGACAAUAGCAUUAAUAUAUUUAUAACAAACCUCAUUGCUGCUUUGUUCCUUGUAGCACCAUUAUGCAUUAUAGUCCUGUCAUAUAUGGGCAUUUUUUUUGCCUUAAGUAAAAUUACAACUUGGGAAGCACGUUUAAAAGCACUGAAGACCUGUGUUUCUCACCUUAUUUUGGUCGGAAUAUUCUUUCUUCCUGUAAUAUGCAUUUUUAUUGCUUCAUCAAUUACUUCUCUCACUCCAAAUGCCAGAGUCAUCAGCACAUCUCUUUCAUUUACUCUUCCACCAAUGUUAAAUCCCAUUAUUUAUGUUUUAAACACAGCUGAAAUCAGAGUCUUAAUUCGAAAAGUGCUUAAAAAAAGAAUUGUGCCAAUUAGAAAUAUUUCUAAAUGACUGUAAUGGUUGUGUGUUCUUCCAUCAUUAGCCAUUAAAUUAAAUAUAUUUUUUCAUAAAUAUUUUAUAUUCAUUAUGUGGAAAAUAAAAGUGUAUGAGCAGAAAAUAGUUAUAUUCACUCUGCUACACUACUAACAUGAACGGGCAUUUGAGACAUAAAUGUACAUAACAGCAGUGAUAUGCAGUUUAUUUAGUUAUGUUUGAAUCCAUUUGAUUUUAAGUGCUUGUUCUUAAUCACUGACCUGAAGAUAAAACAACUAAAUUGACAGAAAACUGUGCAAAAUAUUUGAUAAAAAAAAUAAAAUAAAUUGUGAGCAGUCAGUAUUAUGCUGACAUAUUUCAUGUUACCCUAAAGUUUAUUCCACUCAAAUGCUGUUAACUGUCAUGUUUGUUCAUAUCAUGUUCAUAUAAUUCAAAUAAUGCAAACCAAGGAUCCAUUUUAAUUUAAAUUACUUUUAACUGUGCCUCGAUCAUACACCGAGUUUGGUAAAACUGCCUUUUCUUGUAAUGCGCCCAGACUAUGGAAUGAAAUGCAGAGUAUUUUGAAGCUAAACAUGCUGCCAUCGUUAAAUAUUUUUAGAAACCUUUUGAUGUCACAUUUGAAAGAAUCAUGUUCCUGUUUUACUUAACAU
Molecule: messenger RNA, 1628 nt
Organism: Carassius auratus (goldfish)
Lineage: Eukaryota; Metazoa; Chordata; Actinopteri; Cypriniformes; Cyprinidae
Product: olfactory receptor 1M1-like
Exons: 1
Coding region: 19-996 (325 amino acids)
Biological process (GO): G protein-coupled receptor signaling pathway
Cellular component (GO): plasma membrane
Molecular function (GO): G protein-coupled receptor activity; olfactory receptor activity
Source: RefSeq, a predicted model, not a curated record